GUUUGUUUUGAUUUGUUAACGUGAUGGUGGAAGAUUAGCAAAGCUGUCCUGCGUGGGUUACCGAAAGUUUACAAAUUUAUAAACUCACGAACGACAAGAAUAUACUGACGAACAAAAUGGCUGAUCCUCUCAUUACAUCAAAACAAGCGCAGAAAGAAGUCGGUGGCAUUUUAACAGAUGUCGUGUGCACACAGUUCACUAAUUACAUAUUUGUGCUUCUCACUCAGUUUGGCAAAAUUGGGAGUCUGGUUUCAGUCACACCUGACUCCAGAUCUAAUGAUAUCAACACCCCAACGUUCUCCACUAAAGUGCUGCUGGGCAAAGACGAGCCACUGACUCACGUCUGUGCCAAACACCUCGCUGUGUUUGUCUCACAAGAAGCUGGGAACAGGCCCGUCUUACUGGGACUGGCUCUGAAGGAUUCCUCCCUAGAAACCAUUAAACAACUGAAGGAGAUGGUCCAAGGGUGUCGGGUGUGGUGAUAAGUUGGACUGACGACCAG
Messenger RNA from Nematolebias whitei (Rio pearlfish), 502 nucleotides. It is a transcript of the gene psmg3, whose product is annotated as proteasome (prosome, macropain) assembly chaperone 3. Bases 117 to 482 code for a protein of 121 amino acids. Gene Ontology annotation, biological process: proteasome assembly. The transcript has 3 exons. The record is from RefSeq and is a predicted model, not a curated record. NCBI's taxonomy places the organism in Eukaryota, Metazoa, Chordata, Actinopteri, Cyprinodontiformes, Rivulidae.